CACAAAUUCACACAUCUCGAUUUUCGAACGCGAAUGGGGAUCAUUCAAGAUACGAUGGUUGCUGGAGAGAGCCUAUCGAUUGACCCUUUUAUAUCUAACUAUCAAGAAAACCUGCUGCCAGCGGCGUUUCAUCUUCCACUCAUUCCCAGCAGCCUUGACCCUCGUCCAGCCAGCAAAUCGGUGCAAAUCAGUGGGGCUUCUGUAGCGGAGGUGACUCGCUAAGAGCCUUGGGCUGAAUCAGAUUUGCUAGCUGGCGGGACCAGUCGGGACAGUGAGACGUCACAGCCGCUAUCCCACAAGGAUACCUACAAGAACUAGGUGCAACACCACGCCAUAGAUGUCCAUUACGUGUAUUUGUUGACUCUUUGUCCUCUUCGGGAAUUGUACAUAUUCUUCUCUAUUCUCUGUCCAAAGUUUCCAACCUUCAUACAUACGAUAUUGUCCUAAAUCGCCAUAAUAUUUUAAUCGGAAGCAUGGCAGAAACGACACCCCUCCCGCCAAAUGAAUCCGUCCACCAAGCCGGUGGCGGCCAGCCGGGCGGCGAAGGUUUGAGCAUCAAGGAAGUCAAAUCUACUACCUUGAAGUAUUUGGAACAAGUUUACACCACGCACGCCUCGGCCAAAGACAAGCAAUGGGACAAAGAGACCAUUGUAGAGUUCCUGCAUCACAGGCAGGCCGAUAAGGUUACAGACCCGUCAUCGGCCCAAAUGGCCGCCAACGAUGCGCUCGACUUAGCCGGCUUCUUACGCUACAUGACAUCUCCGGCGACUAACGCGCUGGCCGCCCCGCUGGAUCAGGACCUGUCAUUUCCUCUGGCUAGCUACUACAUCAGCUCAAGCCACAAUACGUACCUAACAGGCAACCAGUUAAGCAGCGAUUCCGACGCCGAUGCAUAUCGCAGCGUCCUUCUACGUGGUUGUCGAUGUGUCGAGAUCGACGUGUGGAAUGGCGACGACUCCGACGUGGAAUCUUUAGGAAGCAGUUCUGAUAGUUCUAUAGACGAAGAUGCUAAAGAGGUGAAGGCUAUUCGCAAGGCGAGUCGUAGGGAGAAGCUCGCCUCGAAGCUCCCCAGCUCGCUCGCUAGCAAGCUCGAGAAGACAUCAUUGGGCAAACGGAUUACGGGGAAGGAGAAGGAAAAGGAAACCGGAUCAACUAUUGAGAAAACGACUUCCGCGCCGAAAAAAUCAUCAAGCCCACCGCCGGGCGUAGUCGAACCUAGAGUUCUGCACGGCUAUACACUCACCAAGGAAAUCUCUUUCCGAGAGGUUUGUGAGGCAAUUCGGGAGAGUGCGUUUGUGGUUACCGAUUUACCCCUCAUCGUCAGUUUGGAGGUGCAUUGCAGUCAGCAGCAGCAGGAAGCCAUGGUUAAGAUCAUGAAUGAGGUCUGGGACGGUCUACUAUUGCCUCACCCUGACGAUGAUUGCAAGUUCCUUCCCUCCCCGGCCGAUUUACGUCGCAAAAUUCUAGUCAAAGUGAAAUACGCACCACCCGAAGUGCACCUUCCGAGCACUGGCAAAGAUUCUGUGGAGCACCUCCCUCCAGACGUCAAGGGAGAUCCAAAGGCAGAUAUAAAGACCGAUCCCAAGCUCAAGACUGCUACGCAGGAGAAAGUCAAGAAAGCGUCCAAGAUCAUCCAGGCUCUGUCGGCGCUCGGGGUGUACACGCGUGGCGUAUCGUUCAAAUCCCUAUCCCAACCAGAGGCCAAGAUGCCGACACACAUCUUCUCGCUGUCCGAGGGAGGUGUAGCUGAGGUACACGAGACUGAAGCGGCACGGCUAUUCGAACAUAAUCGAGAGUACUUGAUGCGCACGUAUCCAUCAGGCAUGCGUAUUGGCUCCUCGAACCUGGACCCCGAAGUCUUCUGGCGGAAAGGUAUCCAGAUCGUCGCCCUCAAUUGGCAAAAGUGGGAUGAAGGAAUGAUGCUUAACGAGGGUAUGUUCGCUGGAACGGGAGGCUAUAUACUGAAGCCAGAGGGGUACCGCGGGAAGAAGCCAGUCGUCAUCGAGGCUCCAGAGGGUGACGACAAGGACAAGAAAGAGACGAAGGUAGCCCCGGUCCCCGCAUCCGAGACAAUUCUACACCAAACCCUCGAACUCAACAUCACCGUAAUAGCGGCGCAAAACAUACCGCUACCCGAACACGACGACAAGGAAAGUGGGUUUAAGCCGUACGUCAAGAUUGAGCUGCAUACAGAGCCACCGCACGACGAGCACUUAUCCGUAACCCGGUCCAAUUCACACACCACGAAAACCUCAACCAGGGCAAAGGAGGGCGAAUACAAGGCGCGCACGAAGACACAGCGCGGGAUCCACCCAGACUUCAAGUCCGAGACUCUGGAGGUGGCCAAGGGUGUAUCUGGUGUAGUUCCGGAGCUGGCGUUCGUUCGCUUCCUCGUCAAAGACGACGAGAUCGGUCGCGACGACUUAGCCGCAUGGGCGUGUAUCCGGCUCGAUCGUCUAAAGACCGGGUACCGGUUCGUGCACCUUCUAGACAAAGAGGGGAAGCAGAGCGAGGGCGUGAUAUUCGUCAAGAUCGAGAAGAAGCUCGCCUAGGGGGCGGUUUUCGACUGGAGCGACGACGAAUCGGAAGGUGGGAAGAAGCAUCAUCAUCAUUUCGGGGACUGUAAGACAUCGUAGCAUCUGGUAGCGGGGAGGUUGUGUUGGCAAGCGUGCAUGUGCGUAAUGUGCUCGACUUUCAGGUCGGAGAUCGAACUAGGUUAAUGCCUAGUAGUAUUUAUGAUUUUUGGUUCUUUGGUAUCUCAAGAUAAAAACAAGUUGCUGGCACUGGGUAUUAAUUAACCUACCGUUGCCUCUUCAAUGCAACCCACGCCGCAAAUCAGUAUGUACGAAUUUAAAAUUACCUAACUACACGUA
Molecule: messenger RNA, 2873 nt
Organism: Annulohypoxylon maeteangense
Lineage: Eukaryota; Fungi; Ascomycota; Sordariomycetes; Xylariales; Hypoxylaceae
Product: PLC-like phosphodiesterase
Exons: 2
Coding region: 474-2552 (692 amino acids)
Biological process (GO): lipid metabolic process; phosphatidylinositol-mediated signaling
Molecular function (GO): phosphatidylinositol-4,5-bisphosphate phospholipase C activity
Source: RefSeq, a predicted model, not a curated record